AUUCAUUCAUUCAUUCAUUCACAAAACUAUUACUGAAUUCUUCAUAUAUACCCACUUGUUAUCAUCUUCAUCAAUCCAUCAAGAACCCUAAAACCGUUCAGAAUCUUGAACAACUAUUACAGUAUCGUAUCCGUUUCUUGUGUGUUUUCAUUCUGAAAACAACAGACUACAAUGACGACUACUAAGCCACUUCCCAAAGGCAUGCAAUUAUGUUCUUCUCCUCCUGGUGAAGCGAAUUCACCCAGUCUAAACGCAUUAUUAACGAUGAUACCUAUAUUGAGUGUAACUGACCAAGAUUCUCUUCCGAUCACAUUCGAUCAACUUCUCAACGAACCCGAUUUAUCCACAUUUGUUGAGCCUGUUUAUGGAUUGUACCAAAAAGAGAUUGAAGUUCGCCGUAAAAUGAUUGCAGAUUCGAAGAAGCAACAAGAUGAAAAAGAUGGUGUAGAGACUCAAGAUCAUGUACUCGAAAACCCUAAUGAAUCGUCUAAAGGUGUUGAUCAAAAUGAUAUGAAAGAAGCAAGAAAUGAAGUUGUUGAAAAUCUUGAUGAAAAAUCUACAGUUUCUGAGCAUGAUUCUGUUGAGUUUAAUGAUAUGCAACAAGAUAGAAACAAUGAAGGUGUGAAAAACCCUAAUGAUAUGAAGGAACCAAGUAAUGAAGAUGUUUCUGUUGAUAAGAAUGAUAUGGAUCAAGACAUAAAAGUUGAAGGUGUGGAGAACCCUAAUGAUCAUAUGCAAGAACUAAGAAAUGAGGAUGAUCCACCACAAAAUGUUGAAGAUCCACAACAAGAUGUUGUUAACCCGGUUGAAGAUCCACAACAAGUUGUUGUAAACCCGGUUGAAGAUCCACAACAAGUUGUUGUAAACCCGGUUGAAGAUCCACAACAAGAUGUUGCAAACCCUGCUGAAGAUCAACAACAAGUGAGAAAUCAAGAGCCACAAGAUCUUAAUCUAGACCUUAAUAAUGAAAGAUUGUGGCCUUCACUUGGUGUAGCCGUUCCUAUGAUUAGAGCUCAGAGAAUAAGACCUGGAAGAAGGAUGUAAACCCUCAUUCUCAUUAGUGUUUGUUUUAGUUGUAACCUUAGAACAAUUCGAUGAAGAACCAAUCAAACCGGCUCACAUAUAUGUUGUAAUAGUGUUGCUAUCUUAGAGGUAAGUGUAAAAAAUCAUACUUCAAUUCGAUUCUUGUUUUUUUGUAUGAAAUUUACCUAAUAAUCCAAGCAACAUCUUCUAUUUUAUA
Helianthus annuus (common sunflower) is the source of this 1240-nucleotide messenger RNA. RefSeq names its product EF-hand calcium-binding domain-containing protein 14-like. The coding region runs from base 172 to 1044 and encodes 290 amino acids. The transcript has 2 exons. Lineage: Eukaryota; Viridiplantae; Streptophyta; Magnoliopsida; Asterales; Asteraceae. The record is from RefSeq and is a predicted model, not a curated record.